This is a messenger RNA of Trichoplax adhaerens, 1227 nucleotides long. RefSeq lists its product as uncharacterized. The record is from RefSeq and is a predicted model, not a curated record. Gene Ontology annotation, cellular component: plasma membrane. The transcript is spliced from 11 exons. Gene Ontology annotation, biological process: G protein-coupled receptor signaling pathway. Lineage: Eukaryota; Metazoa; Placozoa; Uniplacotomia; Trichoplacea; Trichoplacidae. The coding region runs from base 1 to 1227 and encodes 408 amino acids. Gene Ontology annotation, molecular function: G protein-coupled receptor activity.
AUGGCUACUAUAGCCAAUGUCAGCGCCAAUAUUACUCGAUCUUCUUGUGAAUGGAUACUAAUAUAUGAAGUUGGUGGCAAGGUGAGGCUGUGGGAUAUCUUGAUGCUAGUUCCUAGCGGCCUAUUUCUAGCUUUUCUACUUCUAAAGUUUCGAUUUGCUCAUCGCCGUUUAAAAUCCAUGAGAAGUCCAAUCUUUUCGACUUUCUUUGGCAUGGUAAUGAUGGUUGCAUGCGCUAGUGUUGCUAGAUGCGUUGUUUCCAUGACUGUUUCUAGUUCUGGAGUUGGUUAUAUAGCUGAUAAGAUACUGUGGCUAAUUGUUCGAUUCUUGUUACUGGUCGUUGAAUUGAGUGUCAUCACAUUUGGGUUAGCAUUUGGUCAUUUAGAUAGUCGUGAGAGCAUAAAGAGAGUUCUAAUUGUAACAGCUCUUAUUUCACUGGCUUUUUCUACCACACAGGGUGUUUUUGAGUUCCUGUACCAUAGUACUUAUGACGUUAAUAUCCACGUUGGUAAAAAAUACCCCUUUUUCGCCCACGGAGGAAUGGAUUUUUGGUUUGGAUACUCUAGCUUCUUCUUUGCGGCUUAUCUUUUCAUUUUUUUGCUACCUUAUACAUCUGCUAGCCAACGAUGGGCAUUACCAAGUAAAAGGUCCUUCUAUGUUUAUGUUAUGUCCUUAUCAAUGCUGAAUUUAGUCCAAUCAAUUGGUUGUUGCUUGCUUCUAAACAACCUUUACCAAGGAUUAUGUGUCGUGGAUGUAACGUCCUUCCUGUACUUUAGUGGGUAUGCCCCUCUCGUGUAUAUGACUUUCCUAAAAGACUGCUUUAGUCUACGACGACCUACUGCAACAUAUGAUGAUCCAGGAGUUAUCGUUGGCGAUAGUAGCACUAAUACCUACUCAUCUUUAAAAGAUGAAGUAGUAUUUCCGAACAAUUCCAGUAAAUGGUACUCUAAUGAGAACUCCGAUCAAGAUCCGAUAAUAGUACAAAGUAAGCCAUUCCAGGCAGAUCAAGAUGACUGUAAUUCGGUUAUGAAUAACCCUAUCAUGUCUUUAGCAAAAAUAUGUAUUUAUGCUGUUAUGGAAGAUGAAGUGACUCUCGAUGUCAUCACUUUCUCUUUAAAUUUAUUGUUAUUUUGCACACUGACUGACAAUUUAUCACGAUUACCAUAUUCCGAAGCGAUACUAGAAAGCAUAGCAUUUGUAAAUAGAUACGCCAUCGUUCAGUUCACUUGA